Molecule: messenger RNA, 2775 nt
Organism: Oldenlandia corymbosa var. corymbosa
Lineage: Eukaryota; Viridiplantae; Streptophyta; Magnoliopsida; Gentianales; Rubiaceae
Source: the annotation of a GenBank genome assembly
UAUCAAAAUUGGACUCUCAUCUUCUUCGUUCAUCCCCAAUUCAGAACCCUAGUUGUGCCCGAAUCUUCACUCUAAUUCUCCUUUGCUGUAAUUCCGGCCAACUCCGGGCACCGGGUCGUGACAUGCUCCCAGCCCCUUCACCCAUUAGCAUUAGCAUCAUUCCAUCAUUAUCUUCUUUUCUUCUUUUAACUUUUUCUAGCUUCUUCGAACUUCGGUUCUUUUAUUUUUUUCUCAUCAUCCUGAAUUAUCGAUGAGCCCUUCCGAGCCCUUCGGUUCUUUUCGAUGAGCUCUUCAUAAUCUCUAAGAUUAAUAUAGGAAAAAUAAAGGUGGAAAGGAGUAAUUAGCUAGGGUAUAAAAAUCAGGAAAAGAAACUACAAGGAAAGAAAAGGUCGAAUUCCAAAAAUUCUCACAUCGCAAUGGAUGCUUUACAAACCUACACCGAAUUUGAAUCUCCUGCACCUCCCUCUGAACAAUCUGAGCCUCAAUACUCCUACAACCAGCCGGCCGAGAAUCUGGUUCACAAUGCGCAAGCAGCGAUGAGCAAUCCAGUUCUGAAGCCCUUGCUAUCGGAAAACGGCUUGACGAACACGCACAGCGGCACCGGCACCGGCACUGACAAGGACCAGUCAGGUGGGGAAGAGGAGACCACCAGUAGGAGAAAGCGCAAGAGUCGGUGGGAUCCUCCUCCCAGUGAGUCCAGCAAUGAUGGGACCGGGACUGGAGGGGGCGAUGGAACUGGCGGAAGGAAGAGGAAGUCCAGGUGGUCUGAUGAUCAACCGCAGCCGGCGUUUCCGUUGCAGUUGACUGUAGCUAUACUCGAUCCUGAAUUUCACGCUCUUCAUACCAGGUUCACUGAUAUUACUGCAAAAUUGGCAUCUGGUUCCCUUCUAGAUGAUCGACCUGAAGGCGCUAGAUCACCUUCACCUGAACCUAUUUAUGAUACUUUGGGGCAUAGGAUUAACACUAGGGAAUAUCGUGCCCGUGAGAAGUUGAACAGGGAGAGGCAAGAAGUAAUAGCCCAAAUGCUCAAGAUAAACCCUAGCUUCAAGCCCCCAUCUGAUUAUAGGCCUCCUAAACUGCAGAAGAAGCUUUACAUUCCCAUGAAAGAGUACCCUGGGUAUAACUUUAUUGGUUUGAUCAUUGGGCCGAGAGGAAAUACUCAAAAGAGGAUGGAGAAAGAGACGGGUGCCAAGAUUGUCAUUAGGGGUAAAGGGUCUGUGAAAGAAGGCAGAUUGCAGCAGAAAAGGGAUCUGAAACCGGAUCCCUCUGAGAAUGAAGAUUUACAUGUUUUGGUGGAAGCUGAGACUCAGGAGUCCCUCGAGGCUGCUGCUGCAAUGGUUCAAAAGCUCUUGCUACCUGUUGAUGAAGUACUCAAUGAGCAUAAGAGACAACAGCUUAGGGAACUUGCUGCUUUGAAUGGAACCAUUAGGGAUGAAGAGUUUUGCAGGUUAUGUGGUGAGCCUGGACAUAGGCAGUAUGCUUGUCCAUCUAAAACUUCUACUUUUAAGAGUGACGUUCUAUGUAAGAUAUGUGGUGAUGGUGGACAUCCUACCAUUGACUGCCCUGUUAAGAAUACCACCGGCAAGAAGAUGGAUGAUGAAUAUCAAAACUUCUUAGCUGAGCUGGGUGGGACUGCUCCUGAGUCUUCUAUUAAACCAAGUGGCCCAACGCUGGCUCUUGGUCCUGGUAGUUCUGGAAGCAAUCCUCCAUGGACUAGCACAACCAACACCAGUGCUAAUGGUGGCACAGCUGGCUUAGGGGCAAAUCCACUCAAGCCCAAGGAAUUCGAUGAGGCCAACCUAUACAUUGGAUACUUGCCCCCUACCUUGGAGGAUGAUGGUUUAAUCGCCCUAUUCUCGCCCUUUGGUGAAAUUGUUAUGGCUAAGGUGAUCAAGGACAGAGUAAGCGGCCUGAGUAAAGGUUAUGGUUUCGUAAAGUAUGCUGAUGUUCAACAGGCUAAUAAUGCUAUUGCUAGCAUGAAUGGUCAUCGCUUGGAUGGAAGAACCAUUGCUGUGAGAGUUGCUGGUAAACCUCCCCAAGUCACUGUGCCUCCAGGUCCUCCUGCUCCAUCUGUCCCCUCAUACCCUCCUCCGCCUACUCAACCAUAUCCUUCACAGCAAUAUGCUACUGGUGGUCCAAUAGCAACUGCGCCCCCUGGCUCCUACCCAGGAUCUCCAUGGGGUCCACCUGCGCAAUCUCCUUAUGCUGCACCUUACCCCCCUCCUCCUCCGGGCUCAGCCAUGUAUCCUCCCCCUUAUGGGAUGCAAUAUGCUCCUCCAGUGCCAACACCUACUUCCAAUGGCUCAUCUCAAGUUGUGUCUUCUGCUGACGCUGAGCAGAACUAUGUUUCCGCUGCAGAUACUCAAAAUUUCCCUCCCGGAGUCCAGUCUGCCCCUACCUAUCCUUAUGGUAAUUCUGUAACCACUAUACCUCCCAAUACACAAUAUUCAACUUCUUACGGAUAUCAAGGUUAUUAUGGUAUGGUACCACCCCCUCCGCCUCCUACUGUGUCUCAAGGUGCGGACCAGUCGCAGAGUGUGAGCAAUGUGCCCUGGGCAUCCAAUCCCGCCCCACCUCCACCUCCACCUCCACCUGCUCCAUCUGCUGGUGACGCUGAGUAUGAGAAGUUCAUGGCUGAGAUGAAAUGAUGUCUUGCUCUACAAUUUGGUUAAGGCAAAAGGUAAGAUCUUCAAACUCUUUUUUUUUUUUUAAAAAAAAAAUUGAUCUUGUAUUGGUCACUGAAAUAUCAUUGAAUCAGCAGGCGCGUCAUUUUUU